CUCCAAGUGGGAAUUAAGUGCAACAGAAACUCCUAACGAAACAAACCCCAUGGAUUGAGAAAAUAUUGUUCGCAUGGCGUUUGCGUAAAAGGACCUUUAAAAGCCCGUUUACCCAUCAUCUACGCUUACACGUAUAACACCCGCACAUUAUUAAACGCUUCGCGCCAAAACAUCCCAGAAACAAAUUUCGGACCUGUUGAUUUUUCCAUUGUGUCAUGUUCUGAGAUUUUUCCGGUUCGAGAGUUAAAUUUUCUUGUAUAUCCUUAGAGAUGAGGGGAAUGUUGUUUUGCUUGUUUUUGAUCGCUCUUAGCGAGGGGUUUCCCAUAGGACGACCUGCGAUGCUCUUGGACGAGUUUCCCGAUUAUCAGCUAGGCGUCAGAUAUGAUGAAUAUCCGUUAAUUGUGCCGAAGAAGCGUACAGCUCUUUUAGUAAAUAGACUGAUGGUAGCCUUAAAAGAAGCUAUCGAUGAGGAAGAAAGGAGUAGUAGCUUAGGACAAUUCCCUUCAAAAUCUAGUAAAAUUUAUCCCGAAUCGGAAGACGACUUACGAUCAUCGAUGGAUUUGCAACGAAGAGGACAUGGUAACAUUGGACAACAGAAAGGAAGAAAUUAUUGGAGAUGCUACUUCAACGCAGUCACAUGUUUCUAGACGAAAAAUAUCCA
This is a messenger RNA of Psylliodes chrysocephalus, 661 nucleotides long. NCBI's taxonomy places the organism in Eukaryota, Metazoa, Arthropoda, Insecta, Coleoptera, Chrysomelidae. The record is from the annotation of a GenBank genome assembly.